This is a messenger RNA of Microcebus murinus (gray mouse lemur), 1165 nucleotides long. RefSeq names its product speedy/RINGO cell cycle regulator family member C (gene SPDYC). Gene Ontology annotation, molecular function: protein kinase binding. The record is from RefSeq and is a predicted model, not a curated record. Lineage: Eukaryota; Metazoa; Chordata; Mammalia; Primates; Cheirogaleidae. Gene Ontology annotation, biological process: positive regulation of cyclin-dependent protein serine/threonine kinase activity.
CGCGACCAGACUGGUUGCGCGCGCAGUACGCUAGCGUAGGCGGGGCGUUCCAAGAUGGCAGCUACCAUGUUGCGGGUUACCCUACGCGGCUGGCUACCCGGCGUCCAGCGGGGCUGCGGGUUACGGCUGUUGGUCCCCCUGCCACGCCCCAACUCCACCCCCUAUGAGAUGAGUGAGGCCCAAGACCCUGCCUAUGUCCCUGUGGUUAUGACCCAGCUGAGGCUGGGGGGCUGCAGCUGGCAAGGUGGGGGCAAUGGGUUUCUCCAUUUCCGUCAGCACCAGGAGCUCCAGGCCUUCCUCAACCUACUGGAGGACAGCUUUGUCCAGGAUUUCCUCUCCACAGACUGCUGCUUCCGGGUUUCGGAUAAGUAUCUCCUGGCCAUGGUGCUGGUCUACUUCCAGCGCGCCCACCUGAAGCUCAGCGAGUACACCCACAGCAACCUGUUCUUGGCACUGUACCUUGCGAAUGACAUGGAGGAGGACCUGGAGGAGGCCAAAUGCGAGAUUUUCCCAUGGGCCCUGGGAGAAGAUUGGUGUCUUCAGGUGGGGAAAUUCCUGCAGCAGAGGGACGAGCUGUGGGCACGGAUGGGCUUCCGGGCGUUGGUGAGCCGCCAGUGCUGUGAGGAGGUCAUGGCAAAGGAGCCAUCCCACUGGGCGUGGACUCGAGAGCGGCGCCCCCACCAUGGUGGGGUUCAGAGGGGCCGUCCUGCCCGCUUCCCCCGAGGCCCUGGCCUGUCACCACCCCCUUGUUCCCUCUGUGACUUGCCCCAGCAGUGCAGCCUCCACCAUCCUUUGCCUGCAUCAUCCAAGUGCCCUUCCCUGACCUUGAAGUGCCACCAUCCUGAUUCCCAAAAUUAUCUCUCAGGGGUCAAAAACCCCUGCGGUGGGGACUUCCUCAUCAUCUUGCCCCCCCAGAUGCAGCUGGAGCCAGGCACAUACACCCUCCACAUCUUCCCGAAGCCUUCCUCACACCCCAGGCGCUGACGCUCCCCAGGGGGAAGAACAGCCCGCCACUGGCCUCUGACCCUCGCUCUACUGGCUGCGCCCCAACCUCCAGCCUCCUGUCUCUCGGGGGAGGGGGGUGUCUCAGGCUGGCAGUGCUGCCCCCACCCCUUCCUCCCAACCUGCAACUUCUAAUAAAUUUGUGUCCAUAGGAUAUCAACUA